This is a messenger RNA of Siniperca chuatsi (mandarin fish), 678 nucleotides long. Its product is annotated as interferon-induced protein with tetratricopeptide repeats 5-like. Bases 1 to 678 code for a protein of 225 amino acids. Gene Ontology annotation, biological process: defense response to virus. The transcript is spliced from 2 exons. Gene Ontology annotation, cellular component: cytosol. Gene Ontology annotation, molecular function: protein binding. The record is from RefSeq and is a predicted model, not a curated record. NCBI's taxonomy places the organism in Eukaryota, Metazoa, Chordata, Actinopteri, Centrarchiformes, Sinipercidae.
AUGCUACUGCCUCACCCGAAUAGCUGGGAGGAAGGGCCAUGGGACCGGCAGAGGCAGAUUUGCAGCGUGAGUCCGGCAACACUGGAGUCUAAACUGGAGGCCCUGCAGUGCCACUUCUCCUGGGAUCUGGACCCUGGCAGGUCCAAACUUUUACGACUCAGGGACAAGUUGGAAGACAUCGCCUCCGAGGAGGGAAAAAGCUCGCUGGGUCACAUUUACAACAUGCAGGGGUUAAUUCAAUACAAGCUGGGGUUCACCGAAGAUGCCCAGAGUUUGUUCAGCAGGGCUGCAGAGGCCUUCCGUCAGAUGAGAAACACAGAUGAGGGCCCCUGGUUAGUGGUGAACUACGGGAACCUGGCUUGGCUGCACCACCACCUGGGAGAACAAGCAGAGAGUCAGGCUUACCUGUCGAAGGUCGACGCCCUGAUGAAUAAAUACCCAUCUCCAUCCCAGAACGAGCUCCAUCCGGAGAUCUACGCGGAAAAAGCCUGGACCCUGAUGAAGUUCAGCGCAGAAAAACAGCUGCUGGCUGCAGAUGACUUCGAGAGAGCCAUCAGGAUGCAGCCAGACAUGGUGGAGUGGCGUACCAGCCAUGUCAUAGGGUUAGUGAAUGCUUCUCAACACAGCAAGACAGGGCUGGGCCCUCUGAGAUGCCCUUCCAGUGGAGAAAACGAAUAA